This is a messenger RNA of Maniola jurtina (meadow brown), 1776 nucleotides long. RefSeq lists its product as uncharacterized. The coding region runs from base 600 to 1469 and encodes 289 amino acids. NCBI's taxonomy places the organism in Eukaryota, Metazoa, Arthropoda, Insecta, Lepidoptera, Nymphalidae. The transcript has 7 exons. The record is from RefSeq and is a predicted model, not a curated record.
UCUGCGCGAAUAUAAUAACGCUGGCUCAACAACUUUCAACGAUCAGUUCAGUUUGUCUGUAGUCGCGCUAUACAAAACCCGUCACUGCAUAGAGCUCUCUUCGGGAAAGCGAUUUUGUUUUUCUUUUUUAUUUGGCUUCUAGCCGUUGUAUGGAGCGUGAAAAACUAUUAUUAUUGGUGUUAGAGAAGCGUGAGGCGCUCGCAGGCGCUUCAAGGGCACAAAGCGACGACGAUGUUAGCCUCUCCGACGAGGCGGGGGCCGACGCCGAGUCGGCCGACGUCAGCCGCUGGAGCGACGAGGCGGAGGCCGAGCCCGCGUCGCCCGAGGUCGGCCGCUGGGGCGACGAGUGGCCUAGUUGACUCGAUGCGAGCGACAUUGACUCGGGCGUGCACCACCUGACGCCGACACUACCGCCCCCGAGGUGGGCGACGCCAACGCAACCGAUUCAUUUAACGACGGAGCAGCAUGAGGACCUCGUCGCCCGAGCAGAGGCGAUAUUGAGGUUCCUCCUCGUUUAUAACAACUACGACUCCGUGAGCAACUUCGUGGCUUUAUAUGAUGCGUUCCAGAAGAAGAAGGGGAAUGAACCUUUGUACGGAAUGUUUGAGAAGUAUACUCCACCCAUCAUCAGGAGGAAGAAGACCUGUGUUGGGCUCGGCAUGGAGCUGCUGCGGAGGUGGCGCGCGCUGGAUGAGCAGUUCCCUGGCUUUGCUUCAGCUACUUCUAUCGUAUCGUGCGAGGAAGCCGUCUUAAACGUGCGGGAGUACGUGUCGAUGGGCGAAAGCCCGUGCUCCGUGGAGUACGCAGAGAAGGAGCACGUGCUGGUGUGCGUGCACAUGCUCGUGGACGGGCGCGCUGGCGUCAUGCUCGCCGACCCCGGCUACCAUCUCGCGCGGCUGAUCUGCGUGAUGCAUGACAAACUUUACCCGCAUACAGGCUGGUUCACCCAAUCCGAAGAGCCGACGUGCCGGAAGGACUUCGAGUACUGCCUCAACCCUCACAACGGCAACUACGUGGAGUGGCGCGAGCGUGUCACUCGCGGCGCUGCCGUCAAGUGCCAGACGUCACUCAUAUACGUGGCGCAGCCCUUCCUCGACUGCAUUCUGAUCACCGAGAAACGCAACCUGGUCUAUAACUUCAGGAGCUUGCUAGCCCGAGACCGCAAGGGGCGGCUGGUGGCCGGGAUGUACUUCCCGGUGGGCAGCCACACGGAGGACGCCGUGUUUACCAUCUUCUCCGACAACGGCACUGAGAAGCGGAGGACCAAGUACAAGUUCAGCACCUUCAGGGAACCACACAAUGUACAACACUCCGUAUUAGAGGAACUCGAAGAAGUUAGCCUAAAAAUGCGUUACAAGAAGCGUGGACUAUUGGACCUUAUCACCAAGCUGGCCAACAUCAUGGCGGACCAGUCCUUCAUAGACCAAAUGCUGGAAAUUAACGACGACAUUUGCCGCAUGUAUUUGUGACAUGGCGGACACAAAAUGGCCGACAAGAGAAUUCAAAAUGGCGCCCGUUGAACACAAUUUGAUUAAGUACGUUUAUGUCUUUUAGAUUAAGUUUGUAUUUAUUUACCAAAUUUUAAAAUCAUUUUAUUAUUUAGAAUACCUAACUACAUAAUAAUUCUUGGUGACGGGUUGUAUUCACGUUAAAUUAUGCUUCUUUUCUUUCGAUAAGUAUAUCAAUAUUAUUCUUAUCGUAAUAUUUAAAUGUAUUUUUCGGUAAAUUGGGUGCUUAUUUAACUACAGAUUUUAUUGAUUAAACAUUUUCCCUCAA